This is a messenger RNA of Stylonychia lemnae, 1743 nucleotides long. Lineage: Eukaryota; Ciliophora; Spirotrichea; Sporadotrichida; Oxytrichidae. The record is from the annotation of a GenBank genome assembly.
AUGAUAAUAUAAGCUGAAUCCUUAUUUUCUCCCAAAUAAAUACUUAGCUAAGCUGAUUGGUUAGUAUGUAACAAGGAGUCAGGACAAACAUUGGUACCUAAAGAUGGCUAUUGCAUGAUUAGUAUGACAAUGCAGGAUAUUUAUCCAAGGGAGACCUCAAAUUUUGUUUUUGGAUAUGCAAGUCUAAGUAAUAGAACAGGCGUCUUUAGCUUUAAGAGGUAUGAUCCAGAGUAUCAGGGUCUUCAGGAUCCUAAUCGUGAAAUUACUUUACUGAGAAACGCCUGUGGAGUUAUGGUACAUGAGACUGCGCAUAUGUUUGGACUUAAGCAUUGUAUUUACUAUAACUGCACUAUGAAUGGUUCCAACAGCUAUGAGGAGUCCACAAGAUUUCUUAGAAACAUAAAAUAAUCAUAAAUUGUUAAAACUAUAUCUGCUUCAACUUGUUCGAAAGUACUUGUUACAGGCGCUUAUUUAAUUCUUGACCCAAAGUAUGAAGGUAUAGUGCUUGCUACUGAUGCUAGAUUUCAUUGUAAAAUCAAUUAAUCAAUGGCAGAAGUUGAUAAGGAUUUUAAAUUUAUCAUAAAUAGCCCAUAGUUCAAUAAAGUAAUCAGAGUAUAAGUAUAAAAAGGGGAGAAUGAUUAAGAAUAGUUUGAUAUCAAACCAGAUGAUUAGUUUAUUGGAAAGUGUAUGUAUUUUCUAUUGCAAUUGAUAAAACUAAGGGAAAUUGAAAUUAAUGAUAAUUAAUAUGAGAUUACUUUGAUUGGUGACAAUUCAUUUUACUCCCAGAGAGAUAAGUUCAUUGAUGAUUUCAAUUAUAAUAGCUUAAGUAAAUAAAUCUUAUGUGAUAACCCAGUUGAUCCACAUAAGAAGACUGGACUUGGAUCUUCUGCUGCCUUGAUUACAAGUUUUUUGGCAUCAACUUUACAGUUGUUUUAAAUAAUUGAUAUUUAAAGUACCAAAGAUCAUGAUUUGAAAUUGCUCCACAUUUACUCAUAGAUUUUGAAUGCUUUUGUCUAGGAGAAAGUUGGUAGUGGGUUUGAUAUAGCUUGCAGUAUUUAUGGCAGUUAAAUCUAUAGGAGGUUUACAAAUGUAAAAGACCUCAAUGAUAUUGUUUAAAAAUUGAUGAGUAAUUACUAAAAGGGCAUUAUCUGUCAAGAUCUCGAGCUAAACUAAUUAAUCUAGACUUUUGAAAAUAAUUUUGAUUAUGAGCAUAAGGUAUUCACUCUGAACCCACUGCUUGAUUUAUGCCUAAUAGAUGUGGAUAGUGGCUCAGAUACUAAAGUAAUGGUGAGAUAAGUUCUUGAUUGGGCCAAGAGGCAAUAAUAGGAUCCUUCAGAUUAAUUUUCAAAUGAACUUUUCUAAGCUUUGAAUCAUAAUUAUUAAACACUUGCAGAAAACUUGAUGAUUGAGAAUCUCACAAUUUAAAAUAAGCUGGAUAUAAAGAAUAAAUGUUUUGAGAUUAGAAGCUUAAUUUAGUAGAUAUCAAAGGAGACUGAGGUAGCUAUUGAACCAUCAGAACAAACUAAAAUGCUUGAUUAGAUCUUGAGUUCACUUGAUUAAGUAUAUUACUCUGCAGUACCUGGAGCAGGAGGUGAUGAUGCUAUUUUUAUACUAGGGGAAAGAGAAAAUCUUCAUCAAUUAAUAUAAUAAGAAUUCUGUGAUACUUACUAAGACAAAAAGAUAUCAGUAUUGCCAGUUAAAGUCCUCAAAACGCAAGCUUUAAUGAUUUAAUAAAGUUUAUGA